Cajanus cajan (pigeon pea) is the source of this 1965-nucleotide messenger RNA. Its product is annotated as EH domain-containing protein 1. Gene Ontology annotation, cellular component: cytoplasm; plasma membrane. Gene Ontology annotation, biological process: endocytosis; endosomal transport. Gene Ontology annotation, molecular function: calcium ion binding; protein binding; GTP binding. The record is from RefSeq and is a predicted model, not a curated record. NCBI's taxonomy places the organism in Eukaryota, Viridiplantae, Streptophyta, Magnoliopsida, Fabales, Fabaceae.
UGUGCCAAUUCUAGUUUUCAACACCAAUGGAAUCCCCUCUCAUGUAACCAACCCUCUGCAUGCAUCUGUAGCCCCUCUUUCUCUCUUACCCCAAAUUGUAAAAGGGAAAAAAUUGCUUUAUUAUUCACAUCAUGGAACUUGCCAUAGUACCGUUCGACUCAAGUUCCAAAGAGAAUCAAACACUUUAUCAAGAGUGGUUCAAUUAUGCAGAUGCAGAUGGGGAUGGUCGUUUUACGGGGAAUGAAGCUAUCAAGUUUUUUACCAUGUCAAACUUGUCUCGACAAGACCUAAAACAGGUAUGGGCCAUUGCAGAUUCAAGACGAGAAGGAUAUCUUGGUUUCAAAGAAUUUGUCAUAGCUAUGCAACUCAUUUCUUUAGGACAAUCUGGAUACUCAAUAACACAUGACUUGCUAGAUAGUGAAGUUAUGGAAAUUGUAAAACCACCCCAAAUGGAAGGUUUGGAUGCACAACUUGCUAAGAAAAAACGCAAACAAAAAGAUAAAGAAUUAAGUGUUAGUCCUCAACCAUCACCUGCAAGUUAUUGGUUUUCUACAAAAUCAGUAAAAAAAGUUUCAGCUUCAUCAGUGACAUCAAUUAUAGAUGGUUUAAAGAGACUUUACCUUCAAAAGUUGAAACCGUUAGAAGUUGCUUAUCGCUAUAAUGAUUUUGUUUCUCCUAUAUUGACAAAUAGUGACUUUGAUGCCAAACCUAUGGUUCUGCUUUUGGGCCAAUACUCAACUGGGAAAACAACAUUUAUUAAACAUAUGCUUAAAAGUAAUUAUCCAGGAGCUCAUAUUGGACCAGAGCCAACAACGGAUAGGUUUGUUGCUGUAAUGUCUGGACCAGAUGAAAGAAGCAUUCCUGGCAAUACUAUUGCUGUCCAAGCAGAUAUGCCAUUUUCAGGCCUUACAACUUAUGGCUCAGCAUUUUUAUCCAAAUUUGAGUGUUCUCAAAUGCCUCAUCCUCUAUUGGAUCACAUUACAUUUGUUGAUAGCCCUGGAGUUUUAUCUGGAGAAAAGCAAAGGACACAAAGACAAUAUGAUUUUACAGGUGUAACAUCUUGGUUUGCCGCUAAAUGUGAUUUAAUACUUCUUCUAUUUGAUCCUCACAAACUUGAUGUUAGUGAUGAGUUCAAACGUGUGAUAUCAUCCCUUAAGGGACAUGAUGACAAAAUUCGAGUGGUUUUGAACAAGGCAGACCAAGUUGACACUCAACAAUUAAUGAGAAUAUAUGGUGCAUUGAUGUGGUCACUUGGGAAAGUGUUAAAUGUUCCCGAAGUCAUGCGAGUAUAUAUUGGCUCCUUCAACGACAAGUCUAUAAAUGAUUCUGUUAGUGGUCCACUUGGUAAUGAGCUCUUCCAAAAAGAACAAGAGGACCUUCUUUCAGAUUUGAAAGAUAUACCAAAAAAAGCUUGUGAUCGUAAAAUCAAUGAAUUCGUAAAACGAGCCCGAGCUGCAAGGAUACAUGCUUAUAUCAUCAGUCAUCUUAAAAAGCAAAUGCCUGCUAUGAUAGGCAAAGCUAAAGCUCAACAACGACUCAUAGAUAAUUUAGAUGCUGAGUUCGUAAAGGUACAAAAAGAGUAUCAUCUACCACCUGGUGACUUCCCAAAUGUUGAACAUUUUAAGGAGAUCUUGAGUGGUUACAACAUUGACAAGUUUGAGAAAUUGAACAAAAAAAUGAUACAAACAGUGGAUGACAUGCUUGCUUACGAUAUUCCUAACCUUUUGAAGACAUUUAGAAAUCCAUAUGGUUAAGUUCACAAGCAACUUUUGAAAGGAGAAAUGAUUCAAAAAAAUGUGCAUGCCAAUGAGAUCUUGUGUAUGUAUAUUAUUAUAAAUAUGCUUCACCACUUAAAAAAAUGCAAUGGCUCAUCGAUGUGGCUCUACUUGAUUAGAUGAAAGUCUGUAAAACAUGUUAUAAUUUGGUACAUUUUAAUGAGUAGAAGGGAAUUUUGUUGUUCAAUGA